AUGUUUUUAAAACGUGUUCAACGUAAUCAAUUUGAUUUUCAUCAAUUACCUUUUAAAUCACUUUUAAAAUUAUCUGGAAAAAAUUUUAAAGUUAUUCAAUAUCCAAAUGAAAUUCUUAUUUUAUCAGGAGGAAUUCUUUCACAAAGUUUUAUUCAAGAUGAAAUUCUGUGUGAAUCAAUUCAUUUUGCUUUAUCAUCUUGCUUGUCUGAUCAAUUUCCUAAAAAUUCUUCUUUAUGCCAUUGUAAAUUAUUUUCAAAUUUAAAUAAAGAUGAAUCAAUUGAUAUGAAUUUAUAUAAUGAUGAAACUAUUCAAGGAUAUAUUCAAAAAUGUCUUCAUCUCAAUAUUCAUCAAAAUAAAAAUUUCUUUAUUUAUUUAGAUAAAGAUUCUAAAUUAGAUAAAGAUUUAUCACUUCUUGAUAAUAUUAAUGAGCAAGUUCCAUUUGAAAGAUUGAUGCAAAGAAAUAAAUUGAAUAUUUAG
Messenger RNA from Adineta steineri, 477 nucleotides. Lineage: Eukaryota; Metazoa; Rotifera; Eurotatoria; Adinetida; Adinetidae. The record is from the annotation of a GenBank genome assembly.